AUGCCACAGCAGGCAAGAUACAGCAGUGGGUGCGAUGCAGGGGACGAUAAAUAUGCCAGUGGUCUAGAGCUCAUCCUAUUCGGUGCUACUGCUAAAGGGCAAGUAUGCACUGCAGUCUCCUCUCGUUUUCAGCACCUCUUAAGUCAGCAGAAAAUAGUGAGUGAUAGUACUGAUGGUAAUGGUAGUAACAAUAAUAGGAGCAUUAGUUAA
Molecule: messenger RNA, 210 nt
Organism: Thelazia callipaeda (thelaziosis nematode)
Lineage: Eukaryota; Metazoa; Nematoda; Chromadorea; Rhabditida; Thelaziidae
Source: the annotation of a GenBank genome assembly